Messenger RNA from Melopsittacus undulatus (budgerigar), 9373 nucleotides. It is a transcript of the gene KIF21B, whose product is annotated as kinesin family member 21B. The transcript is spliced from 35 exons. The record is from RefSeq and is a predicted model, not a curated record. NCBI's taxonomy places the organism in Eukaryota, Metazoa, Chordata, Aves, Psittaciformes, Psittaculidae. Gene Ontology annotation, cellular component: microtubule associated complex. Gene Ontology annotation, molecular function: microtubule motor activity; microtubule binding; ATP binding. Bases 3 to 4871 code for a protein of 1622 amino acids. Gene Ontology annotation, biological process: spindle elongation; microtubule-based movement; mitotic spindle organization.
CCAUGGCGGCUGCGGACAGCUGCGUGAAGGUGGCCGUGAGGAUCCGUCCCCAGCUGUCCAAAGAGAAAAUAGAGGGAUGUCACAUCUGCACCUCAGUGACACCUGGAGAGCCCCAAGUGCUGUUGGGGAAGGACAAGGCCUUCACCUAUGACUUUGUCUUUGACCUGGACACAUGGCAGGAGCAGAUCUAUACAACGUGUGUUGGCAAGCUCAUUGAAGGCUGCUUUGAGGGCUACAAUGCAACUGUGCUGGCAUAUGGACAGACUGGUGCGGGGAAGACGUACACCAUGGGCACCGGCUUUGACGUGAACAUCUCCGAGGAAGAGCAGGGCAUCAUCCCACGGGCCAUCAGCCACCUCUUCAGCGGCAUUGAGGAGCGCAAGCGCGCGGCACAGAGUCAGGGCAGGGCGGCUCCGGAGUUCAAAGUCAGUGCCCAGUUCCUGGAGCUCUACAAUGAAGAGAUCCUGGACCUCUUUGACAGUGCCCGUGACCCUGACGUGCGCCAUCGCAAAUCGAACAUCAAAAUCCAUGAGGAUGCCAGUGGAAGCAUCUACACUACAGGGGUUACAUCACGCCUCAUCAACUCACAGGAUGAGUUGAUCCAGUGCCUAAAACAGGGAGCUCUUUCCCGCACCACGGCCAGCACACAGAUGAAUGUGCAGAGCUCCCGGUCCCACGCUAUCUUCACCAUUCACCUCUGCCAGAUGAGAGUGUGCGCCCGCCCAGAGCUGGUGAAUGGGGAGGUGACAAGCCUCCUGGAUGGAUCCCAGCCCACCACAGAGUAUGAGACCCUCACAGCCAAGUUUCACUUCGUGGACCUGGCUGGCUCAGAGAGGCUGAAGCGAACGGGUGCUACCGGCGAGAGGGCCAAGGAAGGCAUCUCCAUCAACUGUGGACUGCUGGCCCUGGGGAAUGUCAUUAGUGCCCUUGGAGACCAGAGCAAGAAGGUUGUGCAUGUGCCCUACCGUGACUCCAAGCUCACCCGUCUGCUGCAGGAUUCCCUUGGGGGCAACAGCCAAACCAUCAUGAUCGCGUGUGUGAGCCCCUCUGACCGGGACUUCAUGGAGACCCUGAACACGCUCAAGUACGCCAACCGGGCCCGCAACAUCAAGAACAAGGUGGUGGUGAACCAGGACAAGACAAGUCAGCAGAUCAGUGCCCUGAGGGCUGAGAUUGCCCGUCUGCAGAUGGAGCUGAUGGAGUACAAGGCAGGUAAGAGGGUCAUUGGAGAGGAUGGCUCAGAAGGCUACAGCGACCUGUUCCGUGAGAACGCCAUGCUGCAGAAGGAGAACAGCACCCUGCGCAUGCGGGUGAAGGCCAUGCAAGAGGCCAUUGAUGCCAUCAACAGCAGGGUCACCCACCUCAUGAGCCAGGAGGCCAACCUCAUGCUGGCUAGGGCAGGAGAUGGUAAUGAAGCUAUUGGCACCCUCAUCCAGAACUACAUCCGGGAGAUUGAAGAGCUGAGGACAAAGCUCCUGGAGAGUGAGUCCAUGAAUGAGUCCCUGCGUCGCAGCCUCUCACGCGUCUCUGCCCGGGUCCCUUACUCCAUGGGCUCAUCCCCAGGCUCCAGCCUGGCUGGGCUGUGUAGCCCUGCUGCACCAGUGGACACAGAGGCCUCCGAUGUCCUUCGGCGGGCCAAGCAGGACCUGGAGCGCCUCAAGAAGAAAGAAAGGAGGCAGCGGAGGAAGAGCCCAGAGAAGGAAGCAUUUAAGAAGAGGCAGAAACUGCAGCAGGACAAUGAGGAGGAAACAGAUGAGAAUGAGGUGGAAGAGGAGGAAGAGGAGCAGGAUGAGAGUGGCUGUGAGGAGGAGGAUGGACGUGAGGAUGAAGAUGAGGAUUCGGGCAGUGAAGAGAGCCUGGUGGACUCAGAUUCGGAUGCAGAAGAGAAGGCUGUGAACUUCCAGGCUGACCUGGCAGAUCUAACUUGUGAGAUAGAGAUCAAGCAGAAGCUGAUCGAUGAGCUAGAGAACAGCCAGCGGCGCCUGCAGACCCUCAAGCACCAGUACGAGGAGAAGCUGAUCCUGCUGCAGAACAAGAUUCGGGACACACAGCUGGAGCGGGACCGGGUCCUGCAGAACCUCAGUACUAUGGAGUGCUACACAGAGGAGAAAGCCAACAAGAUCAAAGCAGACUACGAGAAGCGUCUGAAGGAGAUGAACCGGGACCUGCAGAAGCUCCAGGCAGCCCAGAAGGAGCAUGCUCGCCUGCUCAAGAACCAGUCCCGCUACGAGCGGGAGCUGAGGAAGCUGCAGGCAGAGGUGACCGAGAUGAAGAAGGCAAAGGUGGCACUGAUGAAGCAGAUGCGGGAGGAGCAGCAGCGGAGGCGUCUGGCAGAGACAAAGAGGAAUCGGGAGAUAGCGCAGCUCAAGAAGGAGCAGCGGCGACAGGAGUUUCAAAUCCGGGCUCUGGAGUCUCAGAAGCGACAGCAGGAGAUAGUGCUGCGGAGGAAAACUCAGGAGGUCUCGGCACUGCGCCGCCUCGCUAAGCCCAUGUCUGACCGGGUGGCGGGCAGGACAAGCCAGAAGCCAGCCAUGCUGGACUCAGGCGUUGAAGUCUCGGCUAGCACCACAUCCUCUGAGCCAGAGUCUGGCGCUCGCUCCGUCUCCAGCAUCGUGCGCCAGUGGAACAGGAAAAUCAACAACUUCCUGGGAGACCCCUCGUCCCCUGCGAAUGGGGCUCGGCCCCCCAGGAAGAAGUUCCCCAAGAAGGGGACAAGUCAGACUUUCAGCAAAGCCGCCCGUCUCAAGUGGCAGUCGCUGGAGCGGCGCAUCUUUGACAUCGUCAUGCAGAGAAUGACCAUCGUUAACCUGGAGGCUGACAUGGAGCGGCUCAUCAAGAAACGCGAGGAGCUGACCCUGCUGCAGGAAGCGUUGCUGGGCAAGAGGUCAAAACUGCAGGCAGAGAACCCCAAGGGGCUGCAGGAGCUGAACGAGGAGAUAGAGGUGCUGGGGGCCAACAUUGACUACAUAAACGACAGCAUUUCUGACUGCCAGGCCACCAUCAUGCAGAUCGAGGAGACCAAGGAGGAGCUGGACUCCACGGACACCUCGGUGGUCAUCAGCUCCUGCUCCCUCGCUGAAGCCCGGCUCCUGCUGGACAACUUCCUGAAGGCCUCCAUCGACAAGGGCCUGCAGGUAGCGCAGAAGGAGGCCCAGAUCCGCCUGCUGGAGGGGCGGCUGCGACAGACGGACAUGGCGGGCUCCUCACAGAACCACGCCAUCCUGGACGCGCUGCGGGAGAAGGCCGAGUCACACCCUGAGCUGCAGGCCCUGAUCCACAACGUCCAGCAAGAGAAUGGCUACACAAGCACAGACGAGGAGGUCUCGGAGUUCAGCCUGGCUUCAGAUGGGAGCGUCUCUCAGUCUUUCACCAUGAAGGGUUCAGCAAGCCAGGAUGACUUCAAGUUCAAGGGAGAGCCCAAGCUCUCAGGGCAGAUGAAAGCAGUGUCAGCUGAGUGUCUAGGACCCACGCUGGAUGUCUCCACCAAGAACAUCACCAAGUCCCUGGCAUCCCUCAUGGAGAUCAAAGAGGAUGGGAUCAGCUUCUCUGUCAGAGACCCCUAUCACAAGGAGAAAGUGUCGCGCACCAUCAGCCUGCCCACACGAGGAAGCACCUUUCCCAGGCAGUCCCGUGGCUCGGACACUUCACCUCUGACCAGGAGGAAAUCCUAUGACCGUGGCCAGCCUGCCAGGCCUCCAGAUGUUGGCUUCACGCCUCCCUCAUCCCCACCCACCCGUCCACGCAACGACCGCAAUGUCUUCUCUCGUCUCACGAGCAACCAGAGCCAAGGGUCUGCCCUGGACAAGUCUGAUGACAGCGAUUCCUCUGUCUCGGAGGUGCUGAGGGGUGUCAUUAACCCAGUGGGUGGCACCAAGAAUGCCCGGACAGCCCCGCUGCAAUGCGUCUCCAUGGCAGAAGGACACACCAAGCCCGUGCUCUGCCUGGAUGCCACUGAUGAGCUGCUAUUCACUGGGUCCAAAGACCGAAGCUGCAAAAUGUGGAACCUGGUGACAGGCCAAGAAAUUGCUUCUCUCAAGGGUCACCCAAACAACGUGGUUUCCAUCAAGUACUGCAGCCACACGGGGCUGGUGUUCACUGUGUCUACGUCGUACAUCAAAGUGUGGGACAUCCGGGACUCAGCCCGCUGCAUCCGCACCCUCACAUCUUCUGGACAGGUGAUCUCUGGGGAUGCCUGUGCUGGGACCAGCACCCGCACGGUCACCAGUGUGCAGGGGGAGCACCAGAUCAACCAGAUUGCUCUGAACCCCACUGGCACCAUGCUCUAUGCCGCCACUGGGAACUCCGUCCGCAUCUGGGAGCUGAGCAGGUUGCAGCCCAUCGGGAAGCUGAGUGGCCACAUUGGGCCUGUGAUGUGUCUCACAGUAAACCAGACGGCGAGCAACCACGACCUGGUGGUCACAGGCUCCAAAGAUCACUAUAUCAAGGUAUUUGAGAUUGCUGAGGGUAUGGUGGGCAAUAUUGGCCCCACUCACAACUUUGAGCCCCCUCACUACGAUGGCAUUGAGUGCCUGGCCAUCCAGGGAGACAUCCUCUUCAGCGGCUCCAGGGACAAUGGCAUAAAGAAGUGGGAUCUGGAGCAGCAGGAACUUAUCCAGCAAAUCCCGAAUGCCCACAAAGACUGGGUGUGUGCCCUGGCCUUCAUUCCCGGGCGCCCCAUGGUGCUGAGCGCUUGCCGAGGAGGCAUGAUCAAAGUGUGGAACGUGGACACCUUCACCCCCGUUGGGGAGAUCAAGGGCCACGACAGCCCCAUCAACGCCAUCUGCACCAACUCAAAGCACAUCUUCACUGCCUCCAGUGACUUGACAGUGAAGCUCUGGAGCGGGAGGAGGUUACCCGCAGGGUCCAACUAGGAGCUGCAAAGACUGGAGGACAUGACAGGAGGGUGAAGGUUGGGGUACCUCUCCCUCACUAUCAGGACCUGAUCAUCUCUAGGAGCUCAGUCGAGGGAUAGGGAUUUCUUUGUGCAUGACCCAGUGGGGUGGAUGAUGUCCCAUCUGGUACUUUGACCACUACUAGCUCCUGUGAGAAGGCAGCUCUACAGGGCAUCAUCAGCUCCACCUUCCCUUCUGUUGAGGUUUCCUGAUGGUUUUCCAGUGACCAGGAAGUGUUUCAGCUCUUUUCUCACCCACCCUUCUGUAAUGCCUGAUGAAAAUUGUGGGCAUCAGAGCUCCUUGGCUCAUUCUGAGACACCCCCUUGCCUCCAUGGGCUUUUGUGGCUUCCACAAUGAUGUGCUGCUUCUGUCCCUGUUGGCCCUGCAGCUGGUUCCUGCAGGAGCGUCUCCACUCCACAGCCAGAAGGACAUUUGGCAUCUGCUGGCCAGGACCACAGCAUAGAGGGGCUGUCUUUGGAGCCGUUACUUGUGGGACAGCCUCUCUGCUGCAGGCAGUCUGGAGAAGGAUUUCCAGGUAGUCCCAUCAUUCCACAUCCUCCAUCUACCUGUUCCCAGCAGUUGGAGGUGGGCACCUCUGAAUUGCUUUGCCAUGUCCCAGCUCUGGAUGUACAGCAAGCCUGGGAACAUCUCCAUCAGUCAACUUACAGACAAACCUGCUGCAGUUCCCUUUGAUGUUCUCUAAACUCCAGUUAUAACUCAGCUCUUGCCCUUGUGCUCUGCAGUGGGGAAAGGCUGCUUAACCCUGCUCUUGACAACCUGGCCCUCAGUAGGGCUUCUGUGGAGGGUUCCUGCAGCAUGCUGACCCCCUUGAGAUAGAGAAACAAAGCAAGAACAGAGGUUACAGGGCAAAGAAGCCAAGGCUGGAUUCAUCACCAUCAUCCCUGUGAUUCGUCUUAUUCCGGAAGCUGUAAAUCCUUCCUCCAGGCUCUGCUCUCAGUCCUCUACCUGGGAAGGACUUAGCUAAGGUUUGGCCCAUUGGCCCCAUGGAUCUGGGAGCCAGAGAAAGCCAAGCCAAGGCAUGGAGCAGCCGGAGGAUGGGCCAGGUUGGCCUCAGCUGUGCCAGAAGCAGGGUGAGGAAGGGGCUGCACACACUCAUCUCGCACAAGUCCCCUGAUUCACCCCAUGCUUGAAGGACAAUCCUGCAGUGGAUGAUCUUGCACAGUCCAAUCUCCAUGAAAAGCUGGGGACUGUUCAGGACUCUUUCCCAAGGGAUGCAGCUCCCUCCUCCUCUGGCUCCAGGGCAUGCAAGGCCCUGGUCUCACACUGGAGUUUUUCUCCAUCAGUCCUGUUGGAUCAUCUCCUGCUCUGUCCAGACCUGGGCCAAGCAGGGCUUCUCCUGGCAUGGCCAAGGAGAACCUGGUGUUCUCUGUCACAGAAGAAGCACUGUUUGAACUCACGUUUAAAGAUUUCUUCAUGAGACCCCACCAGCAAUGAACUGGGAUCUCAGAGGCCACAGGGGGUUCAGGACCUGCCCCACAGACCAUUUUCUCUCUGCUUUUUCCAACCAUGGUGACUCUUGGACCACUCCCAGCUCAUUUUGGGGGAAAACCCCAUCCUAUUGGUUUGCCUUUGUGGUGGGUGUGAUGCGUGUGUGUGUGUGUGUGACCCUACCCAGUUCAGUGAGCAGUCCCUGGUGAUCAUGUCUGAGCCCUGCAUUGAGGUGAGGAGCCCUCCUGCCAUGGCUGAUGGAGAAGUGAGAGUAAGGCACAGACAUGGGGCCUCAGGACGUGUCACCCUCCUUGGAAAGGUUUUCCCUGUUCACUCCUGAGCUGGCUGAAGCUUUGCUUGGUUGGAAUGGGUGGUGUGGAUGUGUGUAUUUGGACAGAGAUGUGUAUCUGAGUGUCUGUAACUGGGUGUACCAUAUGCAUCAAUGUCUGCACCAAGAUCUGCCAGUGCCUGAUGUGGAACCUCUCACUGCUCCCUGCUGAAGUCGAUGAAGGAACCUGCUCCUGGGGGACUCUUGGAGUCAGACCUUUCCUUUCUCCACCAGUUUCUUCUUGUGUGUAGGCUGCAAGUGCCUGCUUUAUUUCCCACAGCUGAGUGCUCAAUCCUGCCUGAUGCUGAGUAUCCACCUCGCUGCUAUGUCCAGUAGCACAUUGAGGGGACCUCAAGGCUUUUGCAGCCUGCAGAUGCUGCAUCACAGCAGCAAGUGACUGGAUAGGGGGUCUCUGAAGAGAGGGGUAACUGUGAUCCUAUAGCUGUGUGUGUGUGUGUGUGUUUUAGUAUCUGUGUGGGUUGGUAUUUCCCAUGCACAAGAGCAUUUCUUGGGUGUUGAUCUGGUUUAGCUACCUCACGGUGCAAGCUGGGUGCUGUUGUCACUUGGGUUUAUGUUGGGAAUGGGGUGGGGAGUAUGUGUGCUGUUAGGGUUUUUCUUCUCUUAAUUAUUGUUAUGGUUUUUCACACUUGAAUUCAUGCUGGGGACACAUGGCCUCACUCCCACCUCACUGUAUGUCUGAACUGCCCCUCAUACAGCAGGAUUCCCCCCAGCUGAGUCACAACACUGAGGUUUGCUCCUGUGGCUGGUGGAGUGCUUGGGCUGUGCCUCAGCUUUGUUGCUAUUACUGUGUUGAUUUGCAGAGUGGAAGUGGUCCCUCUUGUACCCCUGCAGGAUGGAAAGGGACCUCUGAAAGGCUCAGCUCAAUCUGGAUUCCUGCCUCUAUUCUAAGAGGGUGCAGUGAAGCCCUUCUUGUGUUCAGAAUGUCCAUGCAAAGCACAUCACUGGAAUUAACUGGUCCCCAUUUUUGAGAGCCUGCAGCCUGGAGCAGCGGGGAACUGGUCCUGUAAAAGCCUCUGUCCAGGUCUGUGAAAGAACAUCAUUCUCAUGUAUGAUGUUUCAUUAUUUUACCCCCAAACUAUAGCUGAAUCUAGAUCCAGUCCCAGACACUGAACAUAAACCAGGGUAAACCUGGAGCCCCAGAUUCCCCACUGCCUGGGGCUGGGAAGCUGGCACAGGGUUGUAUUCUGCUUUCCUGGCACAAGGGGGUUUGGAAAGCGGCUCACAGCUCUGAGCCACACUCUGAGCCAGUUUAGGUGGGGCAAGUUCCCCCAAACACUAAAGCACAAUGUCCCAACAUGCAGGUGGUCGAGCAAGGGUGCCCCUGGGACACUGGUCCUUCAGAGCCAUGGGCUUAGACAGCCAAGGUGGAGGUGGGCUCAGGUGAGGGCUCUCUGUGUGCUGGAGGAGGGAGGUGAGUUGUGUCAUCCUUUGCACUGUGCUGGGGAGCUCCUCUGGGGCUCAGGACUUGCACAGCUUAAGUACCUUCUUGUGGCUUCUGAAUCCCUCUGCCAUUGCAGGGACAGUCUCAAGCUGCCUUUGCACCAUGCACCUCAUUUUGCUUUGCCCUUGGGUGCAUUGGUUUGAUACCUGCACUCCAGAGAGGUCCUUCCUUCCUCAGAUUACUGGGUGCUGCAUUUGUACCUGGGGCCUGACUCUUGCCCCAUGGGUCUUCCCCCUCCAGCACACAGGGGCCAGCUCCUGCUCAGAGAUGAGCUUUGCACACAAGGGUCCCCAAACCACUCUGAACCCACCAGGAAGCCUGGGCACUGCCCUGUCCCUGGCACUUGCAGCUCUUGUGGCACAAAAGGACACCCUGGUGCUGCAUCUCCCAGCCUGGCCAGCUGUGAGGAGCUGGGCUCUGGGGUCCUGUCCCCUCCUUCUUCUUCCCCAGCACCUCUAAGCACAGCUGAUUUAAAGCUGAUUCUGCCUCCUGCCUUGGUGCUGCAGAACCAGUGCCUGCUCCCCAGGGUGCUCCCCCAGUGCCCCUAUCCCUGUCUUUCUUCCCUUGUCCCAUAUGGGACAGGGUGCAGGUACAAUCUCUGUAGAGCAUAGAGCUCCCACUUGCUUUUCAGCAAGCUCACAGCCUAGAGGCUGCAACACCCUCCCUGAGCCCCCUCCUUCCUGGGAAGGGAACUCCUGGCCCUCCUCGUGUUCCAGCUGGAAGUGGGAGGGAGCCCAGCACAGCCCCAAUCCCAGGCCCUGGUCUGGCUUCCUGGGGCUCACCCCUAGAAAAGCACAGCCCUGUGCCUUCCUCCUGCCCAGGGGGGCUUUUCCCUUCAUCCAUAACAGCUCUGCCUGGUACCUGCCAGCUCUUCCACAUGCCCUGGGGCCUGCACCCUCCAGUCCAGUCCUGGGGACGGCUCAGGCAGCGGCAGCAUCACGUCACCUGCUCAUUCACCCCUUCAUGCUGCAGAAGCAUUGCAAAUAGCAGGUGCCUUCUCUUGCUCAGAGCUGUUUUCUAGAGGCCAACUCUUGUGAAGGUGUGUUUUUUGUCUCUGCUGGGUCAUGCAGCCCAGCCCAGCAGUCUGGGUAUGUCAGAGGACAAGGCAUGUACAUAUAUUUUAUACCUCUGUGUUCCUGUAAAUAGUGUAAGUUAUUUUGGUCUCAUGAUGUACAUGUUUUUACACUGGUUGUGGUUGGUCUUUGCCUUUUUGUCCUCACAAAUAUAAUGUACUGAGAUGAA